Molecule: messenger RNA, 839 nt
Organism: Cataglyphis hispanica
Lineage: Eukaryota; Metazoa; Arthropoda; Insecta; Hymenoptera; Formicidae
Exons: 5
Coding region: 156-656 (166 amino acids)
Source: RefSeq, a predicted model, not a curated record
AUAAGAAAAGUAAACUACAACGACUUGGAUCACAAUUAGACGAUUAAUAUAGCAUCGUAAUCUCGAUAGCAAAAGUCGCAAAGGAAAGGUUGAAUAAAAAAAUCUACGUUCUAGAAUUUUAUUAAAGUUUAAAUAGGAUCUUUAAACAAAUAUUCAUGAUGCAUUUUGCUCGAUUAAUGCGAAUUUUAACACAAAUAUUUUAUUGUUUAUAUUCGUUUGUUACUAGUAUUGCUAGUAUUAAAGCUAGUACUGCUUUCAUCCUAUUUUUAUCAGUCUUUCUGGUAUUACUACCAAUUAGUGCGAUACAUACUGAAUCCGAUACAAAAAGACAAAUUCAGAACACUGAAUCGGAAAAUGAUAUAAAAUAUUCCGUGCAACCUACAACAUUUAUAAAUAAUCCAAUCUGGGAAGAAAAUGAAGAUGUUACCAUAUUUUUAAUAAUUGCAACAAUAUUCUGUACGAUUCUUGUGACUGUGUUCUUGAUAUGGUGUCCAACUUGGUGCUUCUACAAUCUUAGAAUGUUUGAUAAUUUUGAUGAUGUUUUUGAUGAUUUGGAUGAUCUUCAGCAAAAUAAUAAUCAAAAUAACAGAUGGAUUCAUAUGAAUGGUCCAAUUCGAGGACAACGUGUAGCACGUGAACGUAUACUGAACGAAUAAUGUUAAUGAUAUCUCCAAUAUUUGCGUUAGAAAAAUAUGAAUUCGAAAAGAUCAUCGAUAUUUCACACAUGAUCCGCUAUGUGUUGAUAAGGUCUCUUAAGUCUAUUAUAAAACUGGAUUUCUAAUCAAGUCAUCUAAACUACGCAUAGCUGUCAUGCAUAAUUAAUUUUUAAUAAAUGUGUA